AUGCUGCGCGCGAACGACUUUUGGGACAAGGAGAAGGGCGCGCCGCUUCUGCGACGCAACGCGGAGUUCCUCCCCAAGGGCGAGCCGCUCCCCGCCGAGCUGGCCGACCGCGUCGCCGCGUGGCCCGGCCUCUGCGGUGCUGACGCCGAGGUGGACCCGCCGCUCGAGCCGAGCGCCCCGGACGAGGCGGCGGACCGCAUCUUCCUCCGCGAUGCCGAGCGGACCUUUGCCGACGAGGGCCACCGGCAGCGCAUGAUCGGGCUGCUCGGCCGCGUCUGGCCGUUGACCAAGGACUACCACCAGGGCCUCGGCUACAUCGCCUCGCUGCUGCUGCUGCUCUUCGACGAAGAGACCGCCUUCCGCAUGCUGCUCCGCAUCGGCCGCGACGACAAGUACUCCCCCGGCUACUGGCACGCGGCGCCCGACGCGUACGUGCGGGACGCGAUGGUCUACGCGCGGCUGGCGGAGGAGCGGGAGCCGGAGGUCGCCGCGCUGCUGCAGCAGGCGUGCCUCGUCCCCGAGGCGUACGCCUCCAAGUGGCUCAUCGGGCUCUGCGUGCACGUCCUCCCCUUCCGAGCGCUGUUCGACUACGUCGAGGCGUUCCUCGAGCACGGGCACGCCUUCUUUUUCCGCUUUUCCCUGGGGGUCUUCGGCCGCAACAAAGAGAAGCUCCUCGCCUUCAAGCCGACGGACGUCAACCUCAUCCUGGAGGUGCUGCGCCUCGACCAGUGCCAGUACGGCGACGAGCUCGAGGCGGAGAGCGGCUGGUUCUCGUCGCUGGUCGCGGAGGCGAAGGAGGUCGACCUCGAGGCGGAGCAGCUGCAGGCGCUGCGGGCGGAGGAGGCGGAGAGGCUCGCCGAGAAGCAGCGCCGCAUCCGGGAGCGCGAGGCGCAGAUGGCGGCGGAGGAGAGCGACGACGAGAUCGUCUUUAGCGACGAGGAGGACGACUGAGGCGGGCGCGCCCGCGGCACGUGCUCACGUGCGGCCUCGCUGCCGCUUCGCCGGGGGCGGCCCGGAGCACGCACGCGUCUAGCAAUCGGGGGGAGGCGCGAGGGGCCGCCUCUCGCACCGACUUGCCUGGAGGCGGUGCAGGUAAGGUUAGGUAAGGUAAACGUCUCCACA
Emiliania huxleyi CCMP1516 is the source of this 1122-nucleotide messenger RNA. RefSeq lists its product as hypothetical. Bases 1 to 951 code for a protein of 316 amino acids. The record is from RefSeq and is a predicted model, not a curated record. Lineage: Eukaryota; Haptophyta; Isochrysidales; Noelaerhabdaceae. The transcript is spliced from 4 exons.